This is a messenger RNA of Peniophora sp. CBMAI 1063, 1791 nucleotides long. NCBI's taxonomy places the organism in Eukaryota, Fungi, Basidiomycota, Agaricomycetes, Russulales, Peniophoraceae. The record is from the annotation of a GenBank genome assembly.
AUGAAGGUCGAUCAACAGCUCAAUCUGACAGAGACGGGUGCUCAUGUCGACGCCGCUGAGGAAGGCUCGUUAGGGUUCGACGGCAAGGAGAUCCUUGACGGCGAGACUCACGCUCUUCCCGAUCUUGUUCGUGGCGAUGGCGACAAGGAGGCUGUCAACGACGGAGCUAGCGUCCAGGACGGUGUCAGGCAGGCCGAGGCGAUCACUGCUACUUGGUCGAAGACGUCGCUUACGACGGUCUACAUCUUCUUUUGGCUCACCUACGCCGUCAAUGCCUUCCAGUCCUCCAUUACAAGCAACUUGACGGCCUUUGUGACAUCCGGCUUCGAGGAGCAUUCCCUCAUCCCCGUCAUCUCAAUCGUGUCCAACGUCAUGAGUGCCGUCGCCUACAUGGUGCUUGCCAAGAUCCUCGACCUUUGGGACCGUAGCUACGGCUACCUCGUCAUGACCGCCUUCGCAACCAUUGGUUUGAUCUUGAGUGCCGCAUGUACCGACAUUUACACAUACUGUGCCGCGCAGUGCUUCUACUCAGUCGGCUUCAUCGGUAUCAUCUUCACCGUCGAUGUCUACACUGCGGACACGUCGAAACUUAAGGAUCGAGGGCUCGCUUACGCGUUCACCGCUUCGCCGUGGAUCAUCACCGCCUAUGCUGGCCCCGCCAUCUCCCAACGCUUCUACGAGGACAACUGGAGGUGGGCGUUUGGCUGCUUUGCCAUCAUCCUUCCCGUCGUUGGCCUGCCAUUCUUCGGGAUCAUGCAGUGGCACAAGCGGAAGGCGGAGAAGCUCGGCAAGCUGGCCAAGGUGAAGUCGGACAAGACUUGGGUGCAGUUGACGAUUCAUUACCUCAUCGAGUUUGACAUCCUUGGUGUCUUCCUCGUGUCCGCCGGCAUGGUCCUGUUCCUCGUUCCAUUCUCCAUCGCGGCAUCAGCGGCCAACGAAUGGAGGACUGCUCACAUCAUCGUCAUGCUUGUCCUCGGUAUCCUUUGCCUUGUGGCCUUCGUCAUUGUCGAGCGCUUCUUCUCGCCCAAGCCGUUCGUUCAGUACCAUCUCCUCACCUCGCGCACUGUUCUCGGUGCUUGCUUGCUCGACUUCACUUGGCAGAUCGCGUAUUACUGCUGGUACAGCUACUUCACUUCCUACCUUCAGGUCGUGUAUCACCUGUCCAUCAGUACAGCUGGUUACAUCAGUUCAAUCUACGACGUUGUCGCAGCCGUGUGGAUGUUCCCGGUUGGCUACUUGAUCCGUCGGACCGGGCAGUAUAAGUGGCUCCUCUACGUCGGCGUUCCUCUGUACACUCUCGGGGAGGGUCUUAUGAUCUACUUCCGCAAGCCCGGUCACUCCGUCGGCUGGAUCGUAUUCACCCAGAUCCUCAUCGCUAUCGGCGGUUCCUCCUUCACUAUUGUCCAGCAAGUCGCCGUUCUCGCCGCGGGCUCGCACAAGGACGCGGCUGCCAUGCUCGCCCUCCUCGGCCUGUUCGGUUACUUCGGUGGCGCAGUUGGCAACUCUAUCUCUGGCGCGAUCUGGACCAACACGCUUCCCGACGCCCUUCAAAAAUACCUCCCUGCUGAUGCUUUGGCGGAUUGGGAGACAAUCUACGACUCCCUGGACGUCCAGCUCAGCUAUCCCGUCGGCGACCCUGUUCGGGAGGCUAUCAGCCUGGCAUAUGCUGAGGCGCAAAGCAGGAUGUUGAUUGCGGGUACCGCCGUCAUGGGCCUCGCGUGUUUGUGCGUCCUGUUGAUCAAGAACAUCAAGGUGUCAGAGAUCGAGCAGGUCAAGGGAGUUUUGUUCUAG